Messenger RNA from Ustilaginoidea virens, 222 nucleotides. RefSeq lists its product as uncharacterized. The record is from RefSeq and is a predicted model, not a curated record. The transcript is spliced from 3 exons. Gene Ontology annotation, cellular component: mitochondrial inner membrane. NCBI's taxonomy places the organism in Eukaryota, Fungi, Ascomycota, Sordariomycetes, Hypocreales, Clavicipitaceae. Bases 1 to 222 code for a protein of 73 amino acids. Gene Ontology annotation, biological process: mitochondrial respiratory chain complex IV assembly.
AUGGCAAAUUCGCAGUCAACAUACUACGACCGUCGCUAUCGCCAGGGACCGGCUCUCAUUCGCGCCCGUCGACCGUACCUGUUCAAAAAUGCGGUCACUGGCCUGGGUCUCCUCACUCUCGUUGGAGGGAUCUAUUGGUAUACCUUGAAGGCCGUGGGUCAAGACGACUUUGACGAUGUCAAGGUCCCUGAUGCGCCGCAAAAACAUGCUCCUCCAAAGUGA